Molecule: messenger RNA, 3452 nt
Organism: Saccoglossus kowalevskii
Lineage: Eukaryota; Metazoa; Hemichordata; Enteropneusta; Harrimaniidae
Product: complement C3-like
Cellular component (GO): extracellular region
Molecular function (GO): endopeptidase inhibitor activity; protein binding
Source: RefSeq, a predicted model, not a curated record
UUGCUCGUGGCAAAAUUAUACAUCAUGCUACCGUUGUCAGGGAGGUUGGUGUUAUAACUACUUUAACUUUUGAAGUUACUCCUGAGAUGUCUCCAUCAUCUCGUCUGAUUGUCUAUUACAUUACUGAUGCUGGUGAUGUUGUGUGUGAUGCUAUCUGGUUGGACAUAAAAGAUGAAUGUGAAAAUAGGUUAAGUGUUAGAGCAAACCGAGCUGAAUAUGAACCAGAUAGUGAUGCAGUGAUUACUGUUACUGGAGAUCCUGGUACUUUUGUUGGUGUCCUAGCAGUUGAUAAGGCAGUGUACUUACUGAAUGAUGAACAUAAACUUACCGCUCAAAAGAUGUUUCAAAGAAUGGACAAAUUUGAUCUUGGUUGUGGGCCAGGUGGUGGUAGAAAUGCCAAGGAGGUAUUUGAGGAUGUUGGUCUGUUAGUGAUUACCAAUGCUGGCUUAGAAACUGAGAAGAGGGAAAGUUAUGGUUGUAAUGCUGUUGCUGCUGCUAGAAAGAAAAGAUCUCUGCUCAGUGAUGCUGAAGAGUAUACUGGAGUGUUGAGAAACUACUGUGAGGAAGGCCAGAUACGUACUAGAACUGCUCCAUUGAGUGGUAUUGAUGUUGACAUUUAUUGUGAAGAACAAGCCGUAGAAGGCAUAUUUGAGGAAGUGUUACCCUUACAAGAUCCACGUGUUAUCGCUUUUAUUGAUUGUUGUGUCAAUGCAUUGUUGAUUGCAACUGAUAAUCGUGGUAGACUUGGUGUCUUUGAAGAUGGCUGGACUGAUGCAGAAAAUAUUAUAGAGGAUGAAUCUGAGUUGCAAGUGAGAUCAGAUUUCCCAGAGACAUGGAUUUUUGCAGAUGAGUUUCUAGAUGAUAAUGGACAGAUGAUAUUGCCCGUGACUGUACCAAGUAGUUUGACUCAGUGGAUUGUACAGGCAGUUGGUGUGAGCCGUGAUACAGGCAUGUGUGUUGCAGAGCCAUUUGAGUUGUUAGCAUUCAAGGAAUUUUUUAUUCAACUGAGUUUACCCUAUUCUGUUAUAAAGGGGGAACAGAUUGAAAUAAGAGCAGCUGUCUUCAACUAUGGUGAACAUGAUCUUAUUGUACGUGCAUAUUUGUAUGGAGUAGAUGACAUCUGUUCUGAGGCCAAACCAGGAGAAAGGAGUGAGAGAAAAGAAUUUAUUGUGAAAGCAAAGGAAGCAACGUCUAUUACAUUCCCUGUUAUUCCAAUGAGUGUUGGUGAAUUUCCAAUAAGAAUCAGUGCUUUCAGUCCAGCUGGUGGUGACAUUGUGGAAAAAAUACUGAAAGUUGAGCCUGCUGGUGUUGAACGCUCCUUUGUGCAUUCAGUGUUCCUUGAUCCUUCUGGGUUGAUGCGAAAUGAAGUACAAGAAGUCAAUAAUGGAGAAAACAAUCAUAAUCACCAUGAUUUUGCAAGCAAUGAUUACGUAGACAUCCAGAAUCAGAAUCAGCACAAUGUACUUGAUCUUAGGAUGCCUCCUGAUGUUGUGCCUGGCUCUGCGGAGUGCCGUGUUAAUAUAGUUGGUAAUCUAAUGGGUCCUACAGUUAGUGCUGUAAUUGGUGACAAUUUACAAGGCUUAUUAAGACAACCAACCGGUUGUGGAGAACAAACAUUGAUUUACACAGCACCAAGCAUAUAUGUUUUAUUGUAUCUGACAGCAACAGAUAAAGUCACUCCAGAUAUUGAGAAAAAAGCACAUGACUACAUAAGAGCUGGUUAUGCUCGUGAGCUCACUUAUUAUAAGAAUAAUCCGGGAUGCUUUUCAGUGUGGACCCAUAAACCCUGCAGCACAUGGUUGACAGCAUUUGCAAUGAAGAUUUUCUGCCAAGCAAGUGAAUUUGUAGUAGUUGAUCCAAAAGUUAUUUGUGGAGCAACCAAUUGGCUGUUAACGAUGCAAAAUGAUGAUGGAUCUAUCAGAGAAAAUUUUUUGGUGUACCACAAAGAAAUGACUGGUGGAGUGCAUGCUGAUGCUACCUUUACAGCCUAUGUUUUGAUUUCUUUGUUAGAAUGUGAUUGCAACACUGCGGAGAUGAGCACAGCAAUUUUGAACUCAGUUUUAUAUCUAGAGAGAGCAAUUGAUGUUGCUGACAGACCAUAUGCUGUAGCUAUAAUAACAUAUGCAUUGGCAUUGGCUAACAGUGAGAAAAAACAUGAAGCAAAUGAAAAAUUAAGGGCAAUGUCUACAUAUGAUGAAGCAACCAAUUCCCGACACUGGACAACAGAUGCAGCUAGUUUUGGUGAUGGAAAUAAGCCGUACUGGUAUACUCGCAAUCCAUCAGCAAUUGGGGUUGAAACAACUGGGUAUGCUUUACUGGCGCAAGUGGAGCUUGGCGAUAUUACGUAUAGCAAUGCUAUUGUUGUUUGGUUGACAUCGCAAAGAAAUGCACAAGGAGGAUUUGUUUCUACACAAGACACAGUUAUUGCAUUGCAAGCCCUGGUUUCAUAUGCAUCCGAGGCUGGAAGAUCUUCAGAUUUAGACAUGGAAUGUGAAGUAACAUCAGAAGCUGAUCCAGGCUACCGUGAAGUUAUCUUGUUAAAUGAUGAAGGCGCUACAAUGCAGCACAUUAGAGAGGCACCUACUGAUGGCAAACUGUACGUUGACACUACUGGGUCAGGCAUUGGCAAUCUUCAAGUUGAAGUCAGGUAUAACUCCCAAGCCACCUAUGCAGAAACAUGUUCAUUCAACAUUACUGUAAUAGCAGCAGAACCACGUCUGGGUCGCAUUGAUGAAGUACCAGUAGAACAUGAAAAUGAAAGGAUUGAUCUGGAUGUAAUAGAUAGAUCAAGAGUUGGUAGGGAUGUUGAUAGAGUGCAAAGAGCUGCAGCACGUCAAGAUAAUAGCGAUUACAUCAUUCAUAUGACAGUUUCUGUCAGAUUCAAAAAACCUGGAGGUACAGGAAUGGCAAUUGUUGAUGUAGGACUAUUCUCAGGAUUUGAACCAAUCAAAAAAGGGUUGGAAAAGUUGACAAAUGAUGUAGUUUCUCCAGUCCAGAGAUAUGAAGUCAAUAAAAGGUCCAUUAUAUUUUACGUUGAUGAGAUAACAGAUCAGAAUAAUGUUGUUAUAGAAUUUGAUAUCAAGAGGGUAUAUAAUGUGGGCCAAAUUCAGCCUGUUGCCAUCAAAGUGUAUGACUAUUAUUCACCAGAUACUCAAUGCACCAAGUUCUAUCAUGCUGGUGAAGGAAGCGCAUUGCUAAAUACUCUCUGUGUUGGUGACCUUUGUGUGUGUGCUGAAGGGAAAUGUGCAAAAUGCUUGGAUGAACCUGGUGUUAAGUUGGAGAAGAAAAAUGAAUUAGUAAUAAAGGCUUGUCGUGACAUGGACUAUGCAUUUAAAGUACUUGUAGUGGAUGUGAAGUCUGAAAAUGGGUUUGAUUUGAUAACUGCUGUCAUUGAGGUCCUUGCUAAACGAGGUACGUAUCAUUUGGUCACAUUCUCACCAGAUUUUCUGUAA